Molecule: messenger RNA, 1358 nt
Organism: Amborella trichopoda
Lineage: Eukaryota; Viridiplantae; Streptophyta; Magnoliopsida; Amborellales; Amborellaceae
Product: RING/U-box superfamily protein
Source: RefSeq, a predicted model, not a curated record
UCAAAACUGGAAUCUCUCUUCAUGAGUCGUGAAGCCGCCCUUAAAGCUAUUUGAUCUCUCCGUUACGAGCGUGCUAUUUCAUUUUACCUUGUACCAGCAGCAUGUGAUAUAUUAAAAGCCCCAAAGCCACGUAGAUGAGAUUUUUUCACCACUACCUUUUCCGAUCUCAAGCUUUUAGAUUCAUCAUAGAAUCCACGAGACUUUCAUCCCAAUCGAGCAGAGGAUGAGAUGGCGGUAUGGAUUUGUGACUGGUGUACCUUUAGGAACAACGACAACGACUCCCGCUCUUGUACCCUCUGCGGCGCACCCUAUGCUAAUUCUUCAGUGACGACAAUGAUGAUGAUGCAGAAUCCAGGGGUGGCUCCGAAUCCAAUUGUGGUGCCUUUCUCUUCUUCUUCAACUUCUGCCCCUGCGAGGGCUGACGAUGGGGUGAGACAGCAGAGAGACAGUUCUCGUUUUUAUCUCCCAGGCUUGAUUGCUGGUGCACUUUCUGGAGCUCUUACUGGAAUUUUUGCUAUAGCUGGAGCAUUCACAGGAGCAGUCACUGGUGCAUUGGCCGGCCGUGCUUCUGAUAGUGGUGUUCUCCGGGGAGCUGGAUUAGGGGCUGUUGCUGGUGCUGUUCUCUCUGUUGAAGUUUUGGAGGCUUCCCGUGCUUAUUGGUACUCUGAGAGAUCUGGUUCUCGGAAUUCAUCAUCAAUGGCGGAUUUUAUAGAAGAGCUCCUUAAUGGAAGGUUUGUUCAAGAGCAGUUUGGUCCUGCAAUGUUUACAUCAUAUCACUGGCAGUUUAACUUUGCGGAUAUAAGUCAUGAAGAUAUCUAUGAUAUAUUUGGAGAAGUUGCAUCGAAAGGUCUCUCUGGGGAGUCACUGAAAAAGCUCCCUUGGCAUGUAAUCACAGAGGAGAACAACAAGGAUGACGCUGGAGAAAGUAUCAGUUGCACAAUCUGUUUGCAGGAAGUUCAACAAGGAGAGAGAGUAAGGAGCUUGCCUUCAUGCCACCACACAUUUCAUAUGUCAUGUGUAGACAAAUGGCUUAUCAGACAUGGGUCGUGCCCGGUAUGUAGACAGGAUGUGUAGUGGUGCCCUUUUGUGCUGUACAGAAAGAAGAAGAUGAGAGAUAUAUAGAGAGGAAAAGAGAGAAUAGGUACAUGCGUUCGCUUCCACAGACGCACGGCGCAUUUGCAUGUCUCCAUAUCUAUGUAAAUUUUGCACCACUCGCACUCUUUCCCUUCACGCUCUGUUUUUUUUAUUUGUUGUACCCUUUUUGGACGAGUCUCUUUCCCCUCACUCUUGUUAGUGGACAUCCCUCGAGAAGGUUAUCUGUUGUAUAUAUCUGAAUAAAGAUGUUAACUUUUGAUGUA